AUGCUGCUUUGGAUUGUCUUGCUGAAGGCGGCUCUUUGUGUUGCUAUUGGAAAUGUUACAAAGGACAUUUGUAAGGAGCAGAUCUGCUCCUGCAAUGAGAUAGAAGGCGAUUUGCACAUUGACUGCGAAAAGAGGAGCUUCACUAAUCUGCAUCAUUUGACUGGUCCUAGCUCCCAGUUCUAUCACUUGUUAUUGCACGGGAAUUCUUUAUCCAGGCUGUUUCCCAAUGAGUUUGCUAACUUUUACAAUGCCGUAAGCUUGCAUUUGGAAAACAACGGACUGCACGACAUUGUUCCAGGUGCUUUUCUGGGAUUGCAGCUAGUAAAACGCCUCCACAUAAAUAAUAACAAGAUACGAUCGUUUAGAAAGAGUACAUUUCUGGGAUUAGACGAUUUGGAAUACCUUCAGGCAGAUUUUAAUCUAUUGAGGGACAUAGACCCCGCCGUGUUCAGGGACUUAAAUAAACUUGAAGUGUUAAUUUUAAACGAUAACCUCAUCAGUGCACUACCUAUAAACGUGUUUCUGCAUGUACCCAUCACCCACCUCGACCUACGUGGGAAUCGAAUCAAAACGUUGCCUUAUGAGGGAAUUCUUGAACAAAUUCCGGGUAUUGCAGAAGUUCUAUUGGAGGAUAACCCCUGGGACUGUAACUGCGACCUGGUUUCCCUGAAGGAAUGGCUGGAGAAUAUACCGCAGAAUGCGCUCAUCGGCAGAGUCAUAUGCGAGGCUCCUACAAAACUACAGGGAAACGAUUUGAACGAGACAUCAGAGAUGGAGCUGUGUCCUUCAAAGAAUGGCGUUGACUUGAGUUUGGUUGCACCUCCCACCCAAGACGAGACCUCAGAACCUGGACCCGUUCCAACUCCUUACAAGGCAAAUGGUGAUCCGGGGCCCCCUACGCCAGGGAAUGGACCAAGGGGACGGUCCAAAUCGCGUGAAAACUGGCAGUUAAAAACAAGACCCACAUCUAUGACCGGUGUGAUCGGAGAGAGAGACCAGCUGCACAAUGCAUCUUGCCCCCAACCAUGCGUCUGUAAACUUGUUGGAUCUAGACAAGGGUUAGGAGUUAAUUGCGAAGGCAAGAAGAUAGAGAGUUUGGCUACCCUAAAACCGAAACCUCUUACUGCACACGAAUUAAAUAUGAGAGAUAAUAACAUACAUGCUAUUAAAAAGAAUCAACUUAGUGGUUAUUCAAGCCUCAACCUACUUGAUUUAGGUGGAAACAACAUCAAAGUGAUAGAAAACAGCACUUUUCACAACCUAACUGAGUUAAGAUGGUUGUAUAUGGAUAAGAAUUAUCUGGAUACACUCAUGGCGGAAAUGUUCGUUGGUCUCCAAAACUUGGAAUAUCUCAGUCUGGAAUAUAAUGACAUACAACUCAUUGUGGCAGGUGCAUUCAGUCCUAUGCCCAACCUGGGGGUGCUGUUCCUCAACAAUAACUUGCUGAAAUCUCUACCUGUGGAUGCUUUCCUUGGAAUUUCUUUAUCAAAAAUCAGCCUGCAUAAUAAUUAUUUCACAUUUCUCCCAGUUGCUGGUGUCUUAGAUCAACUCAACUCGAUAAUACAGAUUGAUUUGCAUGGGAAUCCAUGGGAUUGCUCCUGCAACAUUGUCCCUUUCAAACAGUGGACGGAGAAACUGGGGGCAGACGUCAUAGUGAGUGAUCUUAAGUGUGAAUCUCCGGAAGAGUUCUGGAAAAAGGAUUUCCGUCGAGUCAGAAAUGGUCUCAUGUGCCCCAAACUUUAUGACAAAAUAUACCCCACAACUCUUUCAAAAAACAGCACUUUAACUGCAGACACAGGGACGCGCUCGAACUCCUAUCUAGAACCAAGCAGAGUCUCAAUAUCUGUGCUGGUCCCUGGGCUGUUACUGGUAUUUGUCACGUCUGCGUUCACUGUUGUAGGGAUGCUUGUCUUCAUUUUGCGGAAUCGCAAGAGAUCAAAGCGAAGGGAAGGUAACUCCUCUGCGUCGGAGAUCAAUUCCUUACAGACAGUGUGCGACUCGUCUUAUUGGCACAGCGGGCCUUACCAUGCAGACGGGGGCGCGCACAGGGGGUUCGACUGUAGUGCCCAUAUCUCCACGACAAAUGACGCGUAGAAUCGCUGUUGAUAAUAGGCUGGAAUACAAACAAACUGAUAAAACAUACAGACAAAUGACUGCGUGCAGUGGACAAAAUUGCA
Hypomesus transpacificus is the source of this 2177-nucleotide messenger RNA. Its product is annotated as SLIT and NTRK-like protein 1. NCBI's taxonomy places the organism in Eukaryota, Metazoa, Chordata, Actinopteri, Osmeriformes, Osmeridae. Gene Ontology annotation, biological process: regulation of presynapse assembly; positive regulation of synapse assembly; axonogenesis. Gene Ontology annotation, molecular function: protein binding. Gene Ontology annotation, cellular component: glutamatergic synapse; postsynaptic density membrane; GABA-ergic synapse. Bases 1 to 2094 code for a protein of 697 amino acids. The record is from RefSeq and is a predicted model, not a curated record. The transcript has a single exon.